CCUCUGUCCAGCAGUGUCCUCAUCAUCUUUAGUGUCUGCAGUUUUUGGUCAUCUCCUCUUCUAAUUCUGCAGUCUCUGGUCAUCUCCUGUACUAUGUCUGCAGUCUCUGGUCAUCUCCUGUACUGUGUCCGCAGUCUCUGGUCAUCUCCUGUACUGUGUCCGCAGUCUCUGGUCAUCUCCUGUACUGUGUCCGCAGUCUCUGGUCAUCUCCUGUACUAUGUCUGCAGUCUCUGGUCAUCUCCUGUACUAUGUCCGCAGUCUCUGGUCAUCUCCUGUACUGUGUCCGCAGUCUCUGGUCAUCUCCUGUACUGUGUCCGCAGUCUCUGGUCAUCUCCUGUACUGUGUCCGCAGUCUCUGGUCAUCUCCUGUACUGUGUCCGCAGUCUCUGGUCAUCUCCUGUACUGUGUCCGCAGUCUCUGGUCAUCUCCUGUACUAUGUCUGCAGUCUCUGGUCAUCUCCUGUACUGUGUCCGCAGUCUCUGGUCAUCUCCUGUACUGUGUCCGCAGUCUCUGGUCAUCUCCUGUACUGUGUCCGCAGUCUCUGGUCAUCUCCUGUACUGUGUCCGCAGUCUCUGGUCAUCUUCUGUACUGUUCGCAGUCUCUGGUCAUCUCC
Molecule: messenger RNA, 612 nt
Organism: Staurois parvus
Lineage: Eukaryota; Metazoa; Chordata; Amphibia; Anura; Ranidae
Source: the annotation of a GenBank genome assembly